GCGUUGGAUAAACACAGUUUAGUGAAAUAGUGGUAUUAAGUUUCAUAGCAUUGCCUUCCCAUGGAUGCGGUGGAUCAUGAAUGAAUAAAAAUGUCCUCAGUACUUGGUCACGAAAGCCUUCGGUCAAGUCAAUUAGCCAAAUGUGGAGACGAACGGCUGCGACCCCAUGCCAUUCAAUGACCUUCCCAAAUGUCUUCAUACUGAUACCUCACCUAACUACCGGGAUAUCAUGAUGAGUAAAAGCUCGGUCAGAAAGAUCAACUAACAAGUGCAAGCUAGAUAUACAGUUACUUGAUGUGGUCUGAUGUGUUCCAAUGAUGUCAAGAUAGCUUGGUUUCAAAGUAAAGCGCCUUUGGGUAAAAAUGAUGUACGUGUACGGUAGUACCCAUGUACCUGAUCUGUGUGACUUCACUGUGGUGUAGUGGACCGGAGCUAGCCUCCUCCGCAGGCAUCUCUUAUGUAUUUAUAUUAGGCAUUUAUAUUUGGCUUGGGUUAGCUGUGUCAGGGUCUCAGGUAGUGAGAAAAAAAUUUGCGUGAGAUGCCUGCCAUAAAUCGAACAAAAUGGACGUGUCGCUGUACCUUGUGGACUUGUCACUGCACCCCGGGUCCCCUAAGUAGUUUUGCACUCUAAUUAUAUAUUCACGAUUGUCCUUCAAUGCGAAGGAUUGAAAGAAGUUCGAAAGUAGCGAAGCUUUGAAAAUGUCUUUUACAGUAUCUCUCCCACUUUUUCCCUCGCCUUCCCCGACACAGCUAAACCAAGUCAAAUAUAAAUGCCUAAUAUAAAUACAUACGAGAUGCCUGCGGAGGAGGCUAGACCGGAGCACAGCUCUCCCCAAUGACCAGCCUAUUCCCAGAAUGCAAGGCGCGGUAAAGAGGACUAGGGACUAGUCUGCCCAAUGACAAAAAGGGAAAUGCGCUGGAAGUUGCUUCCCCCGAUGGAUAGCGGGCUCUGGUUUCGUGAUUGCAUAAACCGUGGGAGUUAAUACCCGUCGAUGCUGAAAAAAUGACCGAAGUAUUAUUCAUCUUAUGUGUGGACAUGUGAUCCUUUGUAAUCCGUCGACCGUCGCGCAUAUCAUGAUUCGUGGUAUUUAGCAUUCGAAUGAGCAGUGAACAACUUUUUUGCGCUGGACAUCGUAAUUGUUUCUAUUAUUAAAAAGGACUGACCAUGGCAGAAUUCAAUGAACCCGACCAAACCGAUACUGUCGACCUGCUACAAGCUUUCGCCAGCUUUGACAGAUUUCGAACUAUGGUAAAUACGCUCUUGACUGCUUUAGAAAGCGCAAACUCGGCGUCAGCGACUGUUCUCGCCCUUGAAGGUCUCUUCCGCAUUGAGGAUGGUGUUCAAAGCCAACAGUUUUCAUUGGAUCCUUCGCUUCGCCUAAGAAUACGCAAAGUUCUACGUCAAUGGCGAUGCAACUCAAACCUGGAGUUUGCAUACGUGAUAGUAGGCAAAAGAGUGCCUGAUAUUCUCAGAAAUCUUACUAUCUUCGCGACCUUCAAAAUCCCGUUGUUCGUCGAUGAUUACGGACAGAAGAAAUUGAUGAACAUUUUUAACGACGAACAGCUUGUUAAUAUCGAUAUUGAUUUGCAAACACCAAUCGUACACGUGACCCACUGCAGCGAAAAAGAAAAUAUUUUGAAAGCUCGUAAGUUCGUACCGAGUGAUAAUAAAAAUAUCAUCGCGGGAACGUGGUUUUCCCCAGAGAAUCAACUUGGUUGGCCACCACGCAGUGUUUAUGGAAGUUGGGCAUUUGAGACGACACUUGAGAAGUUAGGCGUUGAAUGCAUACGUCAAGGUGAAAUUGUUUCUUACAAAGACGAAGUCAAUUUUAUUCUAUACGCUGGCAGGAGAGAUGAAGAUGAAUUUGCCGUUCUAUGCCCGAGGAAGGCGACUGACGAGGCCGCUAAAGAAAUUCAAGGCAGGGUGACCGCUUAUACUGCCGUGUCUAUAUUCGUACCGUCAGAAUUUCUGCCAAACCCAUUAACAUUUGACAACGCAAUAACGGGUCCAUUUAAAGUUCACCACAUCCCUUUUUGCGUGCGUGCCUUCCGCAACUUCACCAGCUGUCAAGAAUUAGAUGCAUGACGAAUGAAAUAAAGUGGUAACAACGUUCUUCACAGAAGCCUGUAUAUAGUACAUACAUUAAAUUGCAAAACCUAACACUGUAAGUGUAAGACAAGGUUGAUUAUACAUGUUAAUGACAUACAGAGUUGAUUCAAAGUAAUACCAUUGAUGAAAAACAGAAUUAUAAACUUAAUAUGCUUAGUUAACUGUACCCGAAUCACGUACAAGAAGUCUCCUCACUUUCUCGCAGUUUUUUCAACUUCGUAUUCUAUGACUAUGUGCGGUCUAAUUGUUCAUGUACCGAUGUAUUUU
Molecule: messenger RNA, 2377 nt
Organism: Dendronephthya gigantea
Lineage: Eukaryota; Metazoa; Cnidaria; Anthozoa; Malacalcyonacea; Nephtheidae
Exons: 2
Coding region: 1166-2086 (306 amino acids)
Source: RefSeq, a predicted model, not a curated record